UUUGAAUCUCAAGUUCAUCUAUAAAUGAACUCUUUUUUUGUUUUUUGUUUUUUUUUUGGAGGAGAUAACUAACCCUAGCUGUCUGCAGUCUGACAAAGGUUAUUCGAAUGGACUUAAUCUCCCAGUAGUUGGGAGAUGUUUUAAAAACACGUCCUGUGUUUGAAUUGUGGCUGAGAGGUUUCCUUGGCAAUGUGAGGAGGAAAAUUCUUUCUGCCUCAUUAUUAUUAAUUCAUGGAUUGAGUGUUGGUUCGACCUACAGGCGUAAGAUUGGAACUCAGUGAAGACACAGACGUUCCUGUUGAGAGCAACCAGCUAAUGAUUACAUUUUAAAGACGAUUUCUGUGAUUGAGUUGUCAUUUGGAAGAUUAAACCCAUUUCAAGAGGACGCGGAGCUUGUCCUCGCCUUGAGGAAGCAGUGGCUUGUUUUCAAGAAGCCAUUUCUGUUCUAAGGAUCUACCCAGCAUGUCUAAUCAAGGAGAAGACUGCUAUUUUUUUUUCUAUUCUACAUGUACCAAAGGUGACAGCUGUCAAUUUCGUCACUGUGAAGCUGCACUAGGAAAUGAAACUGUUUGCACAUUAUGGCAAGAAGGGCGCUGUUUUAGACAGGUGUGCAGGUUUCGGCAUAUGGAGAUCGAUAAAAAACGAAGUGAGAUUCCUUGUUAUUGGGAAAACCAGCCAAUGGGAUGUCAAAAACUAAACUGCGCUUUCCAUCACAACAGAGGACGUUAUGUUGAUGGCCUUUUCCUACCUCCAAGCAAAACUCUGUUGCCCACUGUGCCUGAGUCACCAGAAGAGGAAGUGAAGGCUAGCCAGCUCACAGUUCAACAGAACAAAUUGUCUGUCCAGUCUAAUCCCUCCCCUCAGCUGCGAAGUGUUAUGAAAGUAGAAAGUUCAGAAAAUGUUCCUAGCCCCACGCAUCCACCAGUUGUAAUCAAUGCUGCAGAUGAUGAUGAAGAUGAUGAUGAUCAGUUUUCUGAGGAAGGUGAUGAAGCCAAGACACCUACCCUGCAACCAACUCCUGAAGUUCAUAAUGGAUUACGAGUGGCUUCUGCCCGGAAACCUGGGGUCAAUUUAAAACAAGGUGAAUGUUUGAAUUUUGGAAUAAAAACUCUGGAGGAAAUUAAGUCAAAGAAAAUGAAGGAAAAAAAUAAGAAGCAAGGUGGUGAAGGUUCUUCAGGAGUUUCCAGUCUUUUACUCCAACCUCAGCCCAUUCCAGGUCCUGAAAAAGAGAAUGUCCGGACUGUGGUGAGGACAGUAACUCUGUCCAACAAACAAGGAGAAGAACCCUUGGUAAGAUUGAAUCUCGCUGAUAGACUGGGGAAACGAAAAUUUUCAGUAGGUGGUGACAGCGAUCCUCCAUUAAAGCGCAGCCUUGCACAGAGGCUAGGGAAGAAAGUGGAAGCUCCAGAAACUAACACUGACAAGACAUCAAAGAAAGUUCAAGUUUCGAAGUCUCUGAAGGAGCGAUUGGGCACGUCAGCUGGUUCAAACAAUGAGGAGGCAGCAGACCGAGUUACUAAAGUUGGUGAGAUCCACGUGAAGACAUUAGAAGAAAUUCUUCUUGAAAGAGCCAGUCAAAAACGUGGAGAAUUGCAAACUAAACUCAAGACAGAAGGACCUUCAAAAGUUGAUGAUUCUACUUCUGGAACAAGAAGCUCCUCCACUGUCCGAAUCAAAACUUUCUCUGAGGUCCUGGCUGAAAAGAAGCAUCGGCAGCAGGAAGCAGAGAGACAAAAAAGCAAAAAGGAUGUAACCUGCAUCAAGCUAAAGAUUGAUAGUGAAGUGAAAAAAACAGUAGUUUUGCCACCUAUCGUUGCCAGCAAAGGACAGUCGGAGGAGCCCGCAGGUAGAUGCAAGUCUAUACAGGAGGUGCAUAUCAAGACGCUGGAGGAGAUUAAACUGGAGAAGGCGCUGAGAGUGCAGCAGAGCUCUGAGAGCAGCACCAGCUCCCAGCCUCAGCCUGAGGCCGCCCCGGGGGCAAGGCGGCUUCUCCGGAUCACCAAAAAAACAGGUAUAAAAGAAGAGAAGAAACUUGAAGAAGGAAGUGAAGUUGCUUCUCAGAGCAGUGUUACUAGAACAGAGGCUUCAGAUGAGACCACAGGAGUUGGCAUCACUAAAAUUCAAGUUAAGAGAUGUGAGACCGUGAGAGAGAAGCCCAUGCAGAAACAGCCGGAGAGGGGAACCUCACAGAAGGAAAAAUCAGUUUUGACACCCCUUCGGGGAGAUGUAGACUCUUGCAAUACCCAGAUAGCAGAGAAACCAGUGCUUGCUUCUGUGGCAGGCGUCACACGGCACCUGACAAAGCGGCUUCCCACAAAGUCAUCCCAGAAGGUAGAAGUAGAAACCUCAGGGAUUGGAGACUCAAUACUAAAUGUGAAAUGUGCAGCACAGACUUUGGAAAAAAGGGGUAAAGCUAAACCCAAAGUGAAUGUGAAGCCAUCUGUGGUUAAAGUUGUCUCAUCUCCCAAAUUGGCCCCAAAACGCAAGGCAGUGGAGGUCCACCCUGCUGUCAUUGCAGCUGUGAAGCCCCUCAGCUCCAGCAGUGUCCUGCAGGAAAGCCCGGCCAAAAAAGCCGCUGUGGCUGUUGUCCCACUCCUCUCUGAGGACAAAUCAGUCACUGUGCCCGAGACAGAAAAACCUAGAGACAGUCUUCUGCUGCCUCCAACCCAGUCCUCUUCAGAUCCCUCCCCACUGGAAGCAUCUGGCCCUUCCUCAUCCCAGAUGGCCACGAAUACUCGCCGACUCAGCUCUGCCUCAACAGGAAAACCCCCACUCUCUGUGGAGGAUGAUUUUGAGAAACUAAUAUGGGAGAUUUCAGGAGGCAAAUUAGAAGCUGAGAUCGACCUGGAUCCUGGGAAGGAUGAAGAUGACCUUCUGCUUGAGCUAUCAGAAAUGAUUGAUAGCUGAAGGUGAUAGUAGAACAUUUAAAACAAACAAAAACAAAAAACUCGCCAAAAAACUGGACUUAGUUUCAUCUAUUAUAAUAUUUACCCAAGAUGAUCAUUUCUUUAGUCUAGAAUUUGCCCCAAAUCAUAAGUAUACCUCUGAAUUAUCUGUAUGUGUCUUGGAUUUCUUUGGGUCAGAUUUUUAAAGUCCCUUAAUAACUAUUUUGUCCAUUUGAUGCCAUUCUUUAGCAUCUUUGAGAAAGAAGUCUGUCUUACCCCUCUCUCCACAAAAAGACUGAGAGGGAGAUCCAAGUGAAAGGUUGCCAGAGAACCUAGUGACUCCUUGAGGUGUUUGUCAAUUUUGGCUUUUUUCUCCUUCGUUAUAUUAUUUAUGUAUUGUCUUAAUGUACGUAAUAUUACCUGAGUUUGAAAAGGAUGAAGACAGCUGCUACCAUUGAGGACCAAAUUUCAUGCUACCACUAAACAACAACAACAAAUCCACUCAGUCUGUGUUAAAUUGUAUGUCUUUUUAAAGGUAUUUGGAGAUUCAACUAAGCUUUGUAGAGAGGGCUGAGCAGCUCAGGAAGCCUGUAAUCUGGACAUAACUUUUUGGACCUGAUUUUCAUGCUUCUGCUGCUCUGUAAGCCUCUGAAGAGCAAUAGCUAAUUUAUUAUUACUGUAAUUUUUUAAGGCU
Molecule: messenger RNA, 3579 nt
Organism: Ceratotherium simum simum (southern white rhinoceros)
Lineage: Eukaryota; Metazoa; Chordata; Mammalia; Perissodactyla; Rhinocerotidae
Source: RefSeq, a predicted model, not a curated record